AUGAGUGAGGCGGUUGAGAAGCAGCCUGGCAAGCAAGAUGCGCCGGCUUUACAACCUCCCACCGACAGUGAAGGCCACCCCGUUCGCGAGUGGAUCGAUACGCUGCUUCAGGCGGCCGUGAUCGCGAAGGACAAGCAAAAGAAACCGGUCCCUGGGCAGGAUGAGGCUUCUACCACGGACGUUGCCGCUGAUGACACAACUAUUACUGCUGCUGCUAGUGAAGCAAAUGCAGUAGUUCCAGCUGCUGAAACUCCGAGCGAAGCGGGUAAGGAGGUAGAAGACAAGACCGAGGCAACGCUUGUCCUAGAUGCAACAGACGCCCUUGGAGAGGAUAAAGCAGAAGCCCCAACGCUCGACAAAGCCGCACCUAUUCCGGCUGCCAAGCGAUACCGUCGCCGCCGUUGCGAAGUUGAAGGCUGCACCAAGUUUGCUCGUUUUAAUAACAUGUGCUCCGGGCAUGGUGGAAGGCGAUUGUGUGGUGAAGCUGGUUGCGAGCGCGUCGCGCAGUUCGGCCACAAGUGCAGUAAGCAUGGCGGGAUAAAGUUCUGUAGUAUCGAGGGGUGUCGUCGAGCUGUGCAGUCGCGCGGCUGCUGCAAGACCCACGGCGGAGGGGUGCGAUGCCAACACCCUGACUGCACGAAGGGCGCCAUCUCCAAAGGUUUCUGUCGAUCACACGGUGGCGGGUCCCGUUGUGCGGAGCUUAACUGCCAAAAAUGGGCCCAACGCCACGGAUACUGCGUACGCCACUCAAAGACUAUAAAUGAAGUUAAGCCGACACCAAUCCAGCCAGAUGCGGAGCUCAUAGGGGACGCAACAAUUCCAUCGCUUGAGCCUCCACCGCCAAUUAACAUCUCGACCUAG
Molecule: messenger RNA, 861 nt
Organism: Phytophthora nicotianae INRA-310
Lineage: Eukaryota; Oomycota; Peronosporomycetes; Peronosporales; Peronosporaceae
Exons: 2
Coding region: 1-861 (286 amino acids)
Source: RefSeq, a predicted model, not a curated record